Molecule: messenger RNA, 1100 nt
Organism: Phialemonium atrogriseum
Lineage: Eukaryota; Fungi; Ascomycota; Sordariomycetes; Cephalothecales; Cephalothecaceae
Exons: 4
Coding region: 184-933 (249 amino acids)
Biological process (GO): regulation of DNA-templated transcription
Molecular function (GO): DNA-binding transcription factor activity
Source: RefSeq, a predicted model, not a curated record
AUCAGGUCCAUCUUAUAAAAACCCGAAGUGACCCCUGGAAGACGUCCUAGCCGGAAUCUGACCAUCCACUUGAGCUUUUCCCACAACGACAUCGGUGCCGCCGACAAUCCAUCCACGUCAAGUAACCGCCUGUUUCCUCAAGUCGAACGAACGCCUGUCUAGAAACUCAAAACAACGCCCAAGAUGACUCGAUCACCAUCUGCAGACGCAAAGGCAUCCAAGCGCAAGGGCACCAGGAGUGUCUCUACCCUGACACCUUCCCAGCUCGCUCGGAAGCGUGCCAACGAUCGAGAGGCACAGCGCGCCAUCCGCGCCCGGACGAAGGAGCAUAUCGACAGGCUCGAGCGGGACUUGGAAGAGCUCCGGAACAGGUACAGCCGAGAUGAGACGGUCCAGGAUCUCCUCAGGAGGAACAAGGCCCUGGAGAGCGAGCUCACGAGCCUACGCGAGAGCCUUGGACUUCAAACCAGCCGCUCAGUACCCCAGACACCUGCCUACGAACACUGCCUAUCGCCCUCGGCUUCUGGCAUGUCCAGUCGAACAUCCUCGUUUGGCCAGAGCUCGGCCGAGUACAGCUCAGUACCGCACUUUGGCUCGCCUUACGUACCAGCCCCAGAUCCACGAGAAUCCUGGGGCUCGACUCUUCCGUGUUCCAUGCCGUCGGUCCUCUCGAGCCCAGCAUCAUCGCUAGGCAACGGCGACGACUACAUGGGCGGCUACAUCCCGACGAGUGUCCCAAGCCACAUGAUGGAGCGUGGACUUCUGCCCCAGCCAGCACUACAAUGCUUGGACAACAUCAAAAUCGAGUACGAGGAUAUGGAAAGCGACGGCGGGUUCUCUCACCACAGCGGCCAUCAUACGCCAGCUUCCUACAUGUCCCACCAUCACUGGCCACUCGGCGGGGUCUACUAUCCGCAAUCCCCUGGCCUGUGAGCGGCACCGAAGAGGCUGCGGUACACCACAUUUGAGUACCAGACGACGAGCUGUGCCAGUGCCGCACCCCGGCGUCGACGACGGAAGGGUGCAAAGACAAAGUAUCCGCACAGCCGGCGUCGCAAUAUCUCUUUCGAUUCUUUUUACGUAUUUCUUGUGCUAUAAAC